Daldinia childiae is the source of this 954-nucleotide messenger RNA. RefSeq lists its product as uncharacterized. The transcript is spliced from 2 exons. The coding region runs from base 1 to 954 and encodes 317 amino acids. The record is from RefSeq and is a predicted model, not a curated record. Lineage: Eukaryota; Fungi; Ascomycota; Sordariomycetes; Xylariales; Hypoxylaceae. Gene Ontology annotation, molecular function: FAD binding.
AUGCCGCGUCCUGCGAUCGCUCUACGCAAGUUCGCCUCCGAAGGCCUCCCGGACCUGCGCUAUAACAAGAAGUUCGAGCGCAUCUCGUACGCGGACGACGGCAAGAGCGUCACGGCGUACUUCUCAGACGGAACCUCAGAGACGGGCCGUCUGCUCAUCGGUGCUGACGGAAGCCAGAGCAAAGUUCGCAGGGAACUAGUCGGCGUCGAGCGUGCUGCAGUCAAGCGACUACCCCUCGUAGCGACCUUUAUCACCGCAUCAUUCUCGGCCGAGUUUGCCGUGGCCCUGCGGAAAAUCGCCGGCAACGCACUGGCUAGCAUCUGGCCGCACCCGGACAAUAUGCUCGGCGCGCUGACGCUGAUGGACGGGAUCGACAAGGACCAACCCGAGAAAUGGCGAUUUACCUUCUACGUCGCGUGGCCGAGCAGUCUCGAGGAACAGGCUGCGGAGGUGGCGGCGGGCAUGAGCAUUCGCGAUCGCCUGCGCCAGGCCAAGGAGAAGAGCAAGGCGUUUGCGAACCCCAUACGCAAGUGCUUUGAGUUGCUGCCUGACGACCACGAUGAGGUCUACUGGGUUGGCCUGUCGAAUUGGGACCCGAGCUUGCCGGAGCAUAAGUGGGAUAAUCACGGGGGUCUCGUGACGCUGGUAGGUGACGCGGCGCACCCUAUGACGUAUCACCGUGGACAAGGGUUAAGCCAUGGUAUCGCCGACGUUUAUAACCUCGUCAAAUUACUAGCCAACCCCGAAGGCCGGUCGCAGGCUGAAUUGAUCGACGCGUACGAGAGCGAGAUGCGCCCCCGGGCCGGUGAAGAGGUCCAGCUAAGCGAGAUGAACUCGAUCAUGCUGCACGAUGGGUCCAGAGCUACGGAAAGUCCGAUGGUGAGAAGAGGGUUGAGCUACGGGAGCGGCAAAGCAGAGAAACCGUAUAGUGCCGUGGAGGUGAAGAUGGGCUGA